Messenger RNA from Suillus clintonianus, 1608 nucleotides. RefSeq names its product fatty acid desaturase-domain-containing protein. The record is from RefSeq and is a predicted model, not a curated record. The coding region runs from base 1 to 1608 and encodes 535 amino acids. Gene Ontology annotation, cellular component: membrane. Gene Ontology annotation, molecular function: oxidoreductase activity, acting on paired donors, with oxidation of a pair of donors resulting in the reduction of molecular oxygen to two molecules of water. The transcript has 4 exons. Gene Ontology annotation, biological process: lipid metabolic process. NCBI's taxonomy places the organism in Eukaryota, Fungi, Basidiomycota, Agaricomycetes, Boletales, Suillaceae.
AUGGGUGCAACAAAGAAGCAAUGGACUAGAGAGGAGGUUGCAGUCCGCAUUCUUGCAGGAGAAACACUGGUUGUCUACAACAACAAGUUGCUGCGCAUCCCCCAAUCUUGGCUAAACGCGCAUCCGGGUGGUUCCCUCGCAAUUCUUCAUUUCGUAGGACGCGAUGCCGCUGACGAGAUAGACGCGUAUCACUGUGACCAGACUCUUGCUAAAAUAGAGUCCUAUGUCAUUGGUACGGUCGAAACUUCGAGUGGUAUUUGGGAACCUCUCGUACCCCCAAUCAUGACUGGUUGGGUCCGAAAAUUGUCUUGCGAUGGCAAAACCGCAUGGCAUCAUGAAGCCACUACACUACCACCCUCAAAUCUCUCCUCCGAGAUUCUCCUGGUCGAACGUGACUCUUGCCUCCUUGAGACUCAAGGUCCCUCUCUCUCUCAUUUGGUUCCCCCUCCAACAACACUUUCCUUGAAAGACCAAGCUAGGCAUUCGACUGCUUACAAGGCGUUGCAUAAUCGUAUCAUCGACGCUGGUCUAUAUAAAACGCGUUACAUCACCGGUUAUGGCCCAGAGGUUGCACGUUAUCUCCUGCUCGCUGCGUCAUCUGCAGUGGCGUACUCCUAUGACUGGCUCAUAAUAAGUGCCAUGUGCCUCGGCCUUCUAUGGCACCAGCUCGUGUUCACCGUCCACGAUUUAGGGCACAUGGGUGUCACUCAUGAUUGGACCAAAGAUCGCCUCAUUGCCAUCAUACUAGCUGAUUUCAUCGGUGGUUUGAGUGUCGGCUGGUGGGUUGACAAUCAUAACGUGCAUCAUCGUGAGGCUUCUAUUUGUACACAUACCUUGGUCCAACCACUGACGCUUGCUCAGUGCGAUCCUGAUAUCGGGCAUCUGCCAUUCCUCGCAAUCUCAACGGCGUUUUUCAACUCGUUAUGGUCGUCGUACUACAAGCGAACCAUGGUCUUCAAUCGAGUUUCCGCUUUCCUGAUCUCCUUUCAACAUAAGCUCUUCUAUAUAUUGCUUGGUUUCGGGCGCUUCAAUCUAUAUGCCAAUGCAUAUGGAUUCUUGUGGCGCAAAGCCUUCGAUCAUCGAAGAGCAAAGGGUGGCCGGUGGUCUUGGUGGCUCGAAGUCAUCGGUGUCCUUUUCUUCUGGUGCUGGUUCGGAUUGGUCCUGAAGGGAUGUGGAUCAUGGAGCAGAGCCAUCACAUAUCUUUUGGUCUCGCAUGUCACCACAAGUCCUCUGCAUGUCCAGAUCGUUCUAUCACAUUUCUCCAUGUCUACGGAGGAUUUGGGGCCGGUGGAAUCGUUCCCACACCGCCAGCUUCGAACCACAACAGACGUCAUAUGUCCCCCUCACCUUUCAUUUAUGCAUGGCGGAUUGCAUCUCCAGGUGACGCACCACCUCUUCCCGCGCCUCCCACGACACAACUUGCGUGAGGCCAGCGUCCUGGUAAAGGAAUUUGCCAAAGAACAAGGCCUUGUGUAUGCCGAAUUUGGGUUUAUUAGCGGAAACGGAGAAGUGCUGGACGUGCUUAAAGGUGUGGCGGAUCAAGCAAGGAUCGUGGGCAUGGUCGCCGAUCGUGAGAUUCGAGAGGCGAUGGAAAAGAAGGCGCAGUAA